AUGUCAUCCUGCCCACUUGGAUCUGACACUGACACCAAAACUGACCGAUUAUCUGUCAGUGCCACUCCAAUCAGCGACGUGUUAAACUCUGAACUUUCGUCUGACUACGAGAUCUACCAUCUGGACCGUAAUCCUGCUACGUCUCAGCUCCUGCGGGGCGGUGGCGUGCUGAUAGGCGUUAAGAAGCACCUGCGAUGUAAGUUGGUUCCCUUGGUUAACGCAAACAGUUUGGAGCAAGUCGCAGUGUGCGUAUCAUUGCCAAUGCAGUCUGUAUAUAUAUGCUGUGUCUACAUUAGACCAAACUCAGACCCACUUGUGUACUCUGACCAUGCAUCCUGUGUGCAACAACUAUGCGAUAUCGCUAAAUCGACUGAUGCAGUCAUUGCAUUGGGUGACUACAACUUGCCUAUGCUCUCGUGGGAAUUUGACGCCGACAUGCAUUGUUAUAUCCCAAUUAACGCCUCGUCUGAACAAGAAAUAGUCCUGACUCAAUCCAUUCUAGCAUGUGGGUUACAACAGAUUCAGGAUAUUCGUAAUGCGAAUGACAGACUACUUGACCUGGCUUUCGUUAGCGACACUGACAAAAUUGAACUCUUCGAACCGCCCAGUGGAAUUUUAAAACUUGACGCUCAUCAUAGACCUUUUAUUGUUAAAAUUGACUACAUUCGGGCUACUGAAGACUUCGCGACAGUUCGCUAUUACUAUGACUAUGACUCCUGCGAUGAAGCUGCAGUUCAUACACGCCUUCAAUCCUUAGACUGGGCAACAGUUUUAGCAGAUUGUGAUGUUGACCACGCUGUUCUCCGGUUUUAUGAUGUGAUCUUCGAUAUCAUCCACGACUGUAUCCCUAUUAGACAAAGACUGCCGCGAGUGCAAUUCAGCCAACCUUGGUGGACCCCUGAGUUGCGAAAUCUUAGAAACAGAUUACGAAAAGUCAGAAAACGGUUUAUUAAGCUACGAUCAGAGGAAAACAAGCGUCUACUUCGCGACAUGGAAGAGUUCUACUCCAGCCGGUUAAACACAGUGUUCCAUGAGUACGUCUUGCGCAAUGAGGCGAACGCAAAACGGGAUCCAUCGACUUUUUGGACUUUUGUGAAGAAGCUUAGACGUAAUGGCGGUAUUCCGCACGACGUUUUCUUGAAAGAAGCUCGCACGGACUCCGCGGUAGCUGCUACUGAACUUUUUGCUAAGUUCUUCAAGAGUGUGUUCUCGAACAUUCAUCCUUCUCAUACGCCGGAUAAACAUCGGGAUUGGCUGACCGGCAUAGCGCAUUACAACAUCUACCUGCCACACUUGAUCGUGUCCAUCGAGGAUGUGAAACAAGCACUUUCGUCCGUAGAUUCCUCAAAAGGUCCUGGUCCAGACAGUCUGCCACCAUCGUUCAUUAAACAAUUUGCCACAUCCCUCGCUACACCCGUGUCAAUCAUCUUCAAUCGUUCACUAGAUUGUGCAUCAAUGGUACUAAUUCGGCUUGUUUCGAGGUGCCAUCCGGUGUGCCUCAAGGCAGUCAUCUAG
Messenger RNA from Sabethes cyaneus, 1515 nucleotides. RefSeq lists its product as uncharacterized. The transcript has 3 exons. The record is from RefSeq and is a predicted model, not a curated record. Lineage: Eukaryota; Metazoa; Arthropoda; Insecta; Diptera; Culicidae. Bases 1 to 1515 code for a protein of 504 amino acids.